Messenger RNA from Labrus mixtus (cuckoo wrasse), 772 nucleotides. It is a transcript of the gene txn2, whose product is annotated as thioredoxin 2. The record is from RefSeq and is a predicted model, not a curated record. Gene Ontology annotation, molecular function: protein-disulfide reductase activity. The transcript has 4 exons. Bases 109 to 636 code for a protein of 175 amino acids. Lineage: Eukaryota; Metazoa; Chordata; Actinopteri; Labriformes; Labridae. Gene Ontology annotation, cellular component: mitochondrion. Gene Ontology annotation, biological process: cell redox homeostasis.
UCCUCAAUCUGCUGCGGCCAUGAGCGGUCAUAAAAAGCCUCUGCGGCAUCAAAGCGGAAGCACUUCACUGGUCCUCGAGGCCAAGAUCAACGCGAGCUAAACAGCAAGAUGGCUCACCGGCUGCUGGUACGCAGGAUUUGGACGUUCUCCACCAAAGAUAUCCGCUGCCUCCGAGCAUCCACCGCAGCCGCCGUCUCCUCCUCCUCCUCUUCUUAUUUCACCUCCCUACAGUCGGCCGCAUCCCGGGUCUCCUUCCUCGCCCCCUCUCGGUCUGUCCCUCGCUCCCUCCCUCACACCUCCUGCAGAGGAGUGUCCUUCAACGUUCAGGAUCACGACGACUUCACAGACAGAGUCAUCAACAGCGAUCUGCCCGUGCUCGUUGACUUCCAUGCACAGUGGUGCGGUCCCUGUAAGAUCCUCGGGCCGAGGUUGGAGAAGGCCAUCGCAAAACAGAAAGGCCGCGUUGCCAUGGCGAAAGUGGACAUAGACGAUCACACAGACCUGGCCAUUGAAUAUGGGGUGUCUGCCGUUCCGACAGUAAUCGCCAUACGUGGAGGCGACGUCAUCGACCAUUUUGUGGGGAUCAAAGAUGACGAUGAGCUGGACUCAUUUGUCAGCAAGGUCAUUGGACAAUAAACCAGCCGUCCCCGCUCUGCCCGCUCACCGCCGUCAUGGUGCUUGUUUUCUAGGAUUCUGGCACGUGGGGCCGCCAUCUUUGAGCCUGUUCAGCAACAACCUCCAAAUAAACAACAAUCCCAGCUGGCAAACUGGC